GACUGGGCCCCGAUGCGGGUCUACGUGCACUACGACCAGGUCUUGGAGGACCUCGACUCCACAAGCGACGUCGAGUACCUCGUCUCCGAGGUGCUGAUGGCCGCGGUGCACUGGCUCCAGUCCGCGCUGAGAGUGAGGCCCGUGCUGGGGAGGCUGCAGUUCGCCCAGCACUGCGACCUGGUGUCCUCGCACGACGGGAGCUGCUGGCGGGUCUCGCAGGAUUUCCAACGCUGCGGCGAUGCCACCGUCCCCCGGGAGCACUUCGCCGACCAGAGGUACUGCGACGGCUCGGGCAGCUGCCAGACUUCGGCGGGGGGCGAGGGCAUCCCCGACGCGGACUUCGCCCUCUACGUCAGGGCGCGCGACACGGACUGGUGCAGGGGUGGAGGCACCCUGGCGUACGCCGGCCACUGCUUCCAGGACGAGGAGGACCGGCCGAUCGCGGGGUACAUCACCUUCUGCGAGUCCGCCAUGUUGUCCAACCGGGACUGGGACGGGGACGUCGGCACAGCCGUGCACGAGCUUCUGCACGCGAUGGGCUUCAGCUCCCACGCCUUCCCCUGGUUCCGGGACGACCUGGGGCAGCCGCGGACGCCGCGGGAUUCCGAGGGUUUUCCGCCCAUCAGAGGGGGCGCCUACGCGGCGUCGGAUUCCACGGUGCUGGAGGAGAGGCACGAAGAUGGCACGCUGAAGCACUUCGUGGUGCUCCCGCGCGUGCUCGCCGCCGCCCGCGAGCACUAUGGCUGCCCGACGCUGGAGAAGGUGCCGCUGGAGGAGCAGGGCGGCGACGGCUCCGCAUUCUCCCACUGGGAAGCGCACUACGCGUACACGGAGGCCAUGACGCCGCGGGUGUCCGAGGUCGCGCGCGUGUCCGCCAUGACCCUGGCGCUGCUGGAGGACUCGGGCUGGUACAGGCCCGACUACGCCAUGGUUGGGCCCUUCCGCUUCGGCAGGGGCCUGGGCUGCGACUUCCUCGGGUCUCCGUGCGUGCAGGCCGGGGAGACCCAGUUCCCGACCGCCUUCUGCACGAACACGGACGUGCACGCUUGCAGCUCUGGGUGGCUUGGUGGCGAGGUCGGGUGCACGUCUGACCUCAUGGGCAAGGCGCUGUGCGACGCGUGCCUCCACGCCCAGGACCUGCCCGACAAGUUCCAGUAUUUCGGCAACCCCAGUGCUCAUUUAGGCCGUCGUGGGUCCGGGGACCGCCUUGAGUCUCUGGGGCCCUUAAACUGCACGCCUCCGCAUGCCAAUGGAGCCACGGUGGCGGAUUGCCCCAUGUGGAGCCUGUUCGGGAGCUCCAAGCUCUGCCGCGAUGACCCCAACGAGCCCUUCUCCGAGACCCGCGGCGAGUCAUUCGGGGAUGCCUCGCGCUGCGUGCUGUCCACGGUGACGGCGGCCGGCGGCUGGUACGGCCAGGCGGUGGGCAGCUGCCGUGACGUGCGGUGCGGUGCGUCGCUGGUCCAGGUCCGCGUGGGCAGCGAGUGGGUCGCGUGCCAGGACGGCGAGGAGGGCACCACGAAGACCGUCAGCGGCUGGAGUGGCCACAUCGUCUGCCCCUCCUUUGCGACCGUCUGCGGGAGCGCCUCGGACGCGGGCCCCGGCGCGGUGCCCUGCCAGUUCCCCGGCGUGCUGCGCUAUGGCCGCUGCGUCUGCUCCGCCGGCUACAUCGGCGAGGACUGCCGCCUCGAGGACCGGGAGGCGGCGCGCGCCCAGGUGCCCUUCGGGCUGAGGUACCCCCAGGAGGAGCUUGUCCUGAAGGCUGGCCAGCCGCUCAUCGAGGCCGAGCGCCUCGAGGCGUGGCCCUUCGGGCCCAGCCUCGCGGGCGGGCCCCUGGGCCUGAGGUACACCGUCAGCCCGCCGCUGCCGCCCGGGCUGGCGGUGGGCGCGGUCGACGGGUUCCUGGACGGCACGCCGGCGGCUGCCGCGGAGCGGGCCGCGUACACCCUGCGCGCCGCAGGUGGUGCUGGCGCCGCCACGGCCACUGUCUUCGUCACCGUGCUCUGCGCCGACGACGAGCCAGGGUGCACCGUCCAUGCGGCCGCCACCGCCACGUACACCACGACCACGCCGGAGGUCUGCGUCGGCGACUGGGUCCCCGCGAGGGACUGCGCGCCCGCCUUCACGUACAAGGGGCAGUCGUACACAGGGUGCACGACCACGGAUUACAAGAGCUACGGCUGGUGCUCACACGCGGAGGCCUACGACGGAGCUUGGAGCCCCUGCAGGCCCUGCUCUGCCAGCGGCGCCGCUGGCGUGCCCUGCGUGGACGGCUGGCUCCGCGCUCCCGAGUGCAUGUCAACGUUCGUGUACAUGGAUUCCACGAUCGUCGGGUGCACCAGCAUGGGCUCUGCGAAUGACUCUGGGCUGCCCUGGUGCUCCCACACGUCGAUUCACGAAGCUGGCAACUGGAGCUACUGCCAGCCUUGCCUGGAAGACAUCGGCACCCUCCUACCGGACAGUGGGACAACGAGCGAGCUGUCGAUCUCGAUGCCGGCGCUGCUGUCGCAGAUCCAGGACGACCCAGGCAUCCAGGCAUUCCUCGACGCCCUCGCCGCGUCGGUCUCCAGUGCCCUGGAGGAGGAGAUCUCGGCGCCCCGGCUGUUCUCGGCGGGCGCCAGCGGGACCGUGGUGGAGUUCUGUGCGCCGGCCGACUGCGUGGACACUGGGGGCACCACCGCCCUGCGGCUGGCCGCGAGCCUCGCGGACCCUGGCUCGAUGCUGAUGCGCUCGGAAUUCGGCAGGAGGUACCUCGUGGGCGCCGUGCUGUUCCGAACCACGUCCCUCGGGGUGGAGCAGCUCUGGCCAGCCCCGGAGGACGACGGCGCCCCCGACGCGGAGGGCGGCGUCGUCGGCGGCCUCCUGGACCUCUUCGGCCUGGACCUGAGCCUCGACUCGGUGGACCUCCUGCUGCUGCUCGGCGCGCUCCUCUUCUGCGCCGCGUCCCUCUACCUCUGCGUCCAGGUGGCGCGGAAGCGGCGGGGGGCGGCGAGCGGCGCGGCGCCGGGCGAGGGCGUCGGCGCGUCGCUGGCGGGGGCCCGCGCCUGCGUCGGGCAGGCGGCGCCAGCGCCGCAGGUGUUCGGGCAGCAGCUGCGGGCGCCGGUGCGGCAGCAGGGCCUGCCCGAGCUGCAGCCGCGGGCUGCGCCACCGGACAAGGACCAGAUCAUGGCCCAGAUGUUGGACAUGGGGUACGAGUUCUCCGUUGCCCAGGUUGCCCUUGAUGCCUGCGGCUGGAGCCUCGAGCGGGCUGUCGGAUUCAUCCAGCAGCAGCGGUCGGCCACGCAGCAGAGUGUCGGCCGGACUGUCGUGUGA
Molecule: messenger RNA, 3309 nt
Organism: Prorocentrum cordatum
Lineage: Eukaryota; Dinophyceae; Prorocentrales; Prorocentraceae
Source: the annotation of a GenBank genome assembly